Chroicocephalus ridibundus (black-headed gull) is the source of this 2254-nucleotide messenger RNA. It is a transcript of the gene TMEM120A, whose product is annotated as transmembrane protein 120A. Lineage: Eukaryota; Metazoa; Chordata; Aves; Charadriiformes; Laridae. Bases 78 to 1094 code for a protein of 338 amino acids. The record is from RefSeq and is a predicted model, not a curated record. Gene Ontology annotation, cellular component: membrane. Gene Ontology annotation, biological process: fat cell differentiation. The transcript is spliced from 12 exons.
GUGUCCGGAAGCGGGGCGGGAGGCGGCGGCCGCCCAUCGCCGCGGGCCGGGGCCGCUCGCCCGCCGCCAUCGCCGCCAUGGCCUCGGUCGCCGAGUGCCUGCGGGAGUGGGAGGAGCUGCAGGACGGCUACCAGCGCAUCCAGGAUAAUCACAAGCUGUACAAGCAGAAGCUUGAGGAGCUAACCAAGCUCCAGGACGGGAUCUCCAGCUCCAUUGCACGGCAGAAGAAGCGGCUGAAGGAGCUGUCAUUGUCCCUCAAAAAAUGCAAAACCCACGUGAAUCCCGAACAGGAGGAGUCCAUCCAAGAGACCCAGAACCUGAUAAAAGAGAGGCAGAACGUUUUCUUUGAGAUGGAGGCCUAUCUGCCAAAGAAGAACGGGUUGUACCUGAGUCUGGUGCUCGGGAACGUGAACGUCACGCUGCUCAGCAAGCAGGCCAAGUUUGCGUAUAAAGAUGAGUAUGAGAAGUUCAAGCUCUACCUCACCAUCAUCUUACUCAUCGUGUCCUUCUCUUGUCGGUUCCUCCUCAACUCCAGGGUGACAGAUGCCGUCUUUAACUUCCUCCUGGUGUGGUACUACUGCACCCUCACCAUCCGGGAGAGCAUCUUGAUCAACAACGGAUCCAAAAUCAAAGGCUGGUGGGUUUUCCAUCACUACGUCUCCACCUUCCUCUCAGGUGUCAUGCUGACAUGGCCGGACGGGCUCAUGUACCAGAUGUUCAGGAACCAGUUCCUCUCCUUCUCCAUGUACCAGAGCUUCGUACAGUUCCUCCAGUACUACUACCAGAGCGGGUGCUUGUACCGGCUCCGAGCGCUGGGCGAGAGGCACAACAUGGAUCUGACUGUGGAGGGCUUCCAGUCCUGGAUGUGGAGAGGCCUCACCUUUCUCCUUCCCUUCCUCUUCUUUGGGCACUUCUGGCAGCUCUACAAUGCCGUCACCCUCUUCCGUAUGAUCCAGCACCCGGAAUGCAAGGAGUGGCAGGUCCUCAUGUGCGGCCUCCCCUUCCUCAUCCUCUUCCUCGGGAACUUCUUCACCACCCUCCGUGUUGUCCACCAGAAGUUACAGAACAAGAACAAAGACACGAAGCAGAAUUGAAGGGGAGCAGCGUGGGGGCCAGACUGUUUCUCCCCACCAGCUCCAUCUCCCAUCCCCAGCCCCUCGAAGCCGUCCAGACUCUGGUGUCUCGCCCCGUUCCUUGGAAGCCUGGGUGUGGGACGGAGCUUGGGCCCUGCUCGCCAAUAGACCGCGUAUUCGCUGCGGUGCUGGAUCUGAAUCACCCACCUGAGGCCCGAGCACCCUGCAACCCCCUCUCCUGGCUGCCUGGGACAGCCGCUCCCCUUGCCCCGAGGACACUUACUGGGAUGGUUCUCCUGGGUUGAGCCCAGCUCUGCGCGCGCUCCCCACCACGCACAGGGCAGCCCGGAGCACCUGGCUUGCAUCAGCUCCCUUGGGACAAGGCUCUCCUCCAUCUCUCCCCAGCCCUGCAGACAGGGCAGCCCCUGGGCGUUGAAGGCAGAAGUACAGAGGCCCUCACACCUCAUCGGCUACAAGCAGUCGCUCCCCUGGCUGCCCCCUUUGCUUUCAGGGACGGCUGGAGGCCGUGCACAGGCCUGGCUCCAGGCUGUGUCAUACCCCGCUUCCUCCCGCGCCUUCGAGCCACGGGGCGGAGGGGUGGGAGCACCACGAGCCUGAAUCAGGCUUCACGCUGGAGCUGUGCGAACAGCACCCUGGUCUUGCAUCUCUGGAGGAUGCACAUGUGAAAAUAAAGGGAAGGCGCUGCCUCGGGUCGCUGGGGUGGUCUCGGAACAGCUUGUGUGCUCUGCGGGUUUAGCUCAUCUGGCAGUGGGCACCCGACAAUGUGUCACAGGGAGGGAAAUAAAACCCUCCCCAGCUCCUUCCUGCAGCAGCCCCCAGCCCACACAGCCCCAUGCUCUGGGCCGCGGCCAGAGCUUUGGCUGCCUGAGGCAGGGCAUCCGUGUCACUGGAGCCCAGGGGAGGAGAAGCCAGAACUCCUGAAGUGUUGGGAACCCAAGAGCAUGUCUAGCACAGCUGCGCUUCAGUCCAGAGCCAGCCACCCGCCCUGCCAGGGCUCAGCACCCCAGGGUAAGGGCUGCCCCCGCCCCCAGCUCCAGCUCAGCCUAAACCCAGAGUUUCCUCCUGGUUCGCAGCCAUCACACUCCUCCUGCCUCCCUCUUCCCGAGCAGAGGGAGGGCAGGAAGAAAACUACAGAAACAGUAUUUUUAUUGCAAGGGCAA